CAUUCAAGCACUCUAGUGUCUUGUCGAAACCUCAGUAAUCAUGGCGAAAAGCAUAAACAAUGAUCUGGUCAACGAGAGUCUAUGCCCAACGAAGACUAGCAGCGCGCGCAACGACGGCCUGAGUACUCAUGGUGACUGCGAUUCUAGAGAAGGCUACCACCCUUCUGCUAUUAGCGCUCGCAACGACUCAUGUACUCAAAGUUCGGAUGGUUGUGAUUCUGGAGAAGGCUACCUCCCCACUUCUUCUAUAAAUUCAAACCUCGAUCGCAAAAAUUCUAAACGCCACCACCCAUCUUCUAUCAACUCAGACCUCGAUCGCGAUUUUGGAGAAAGCCACCACCCUUCUUCUAUCAACUCAAACAACGACAACAAUUCGAUUCUUCUAGAAGAUCCUCCUCCAACCUACACCAUGUCACCAGCCGCAACACCCGCAGCUGCCGGUCCUUUACUACCUCUAUUUCACCAAGCCCCAGCCGCAACACCCGCAGUUGUAGUGGCUGAUCCACCCGCAACUACAACAACCACCAAUCCACCCACAACUACAGCAGCUAGUCCACCCACAGCUGCAGUAGCCGGUUCACCCGCAGCAGUUCACAUAGAUGCACGUGGUUGCUGCAAUAACCAUAUAGACUCAACUACUACCAGCGCCAUUUGUGGUUGUUUCGCAGGUGCUUUGAUUACCAUGGGUUACAUUCUCGCUCAAUAUUUCAAGGAAGAAAGCAAAACCACGACAUAAUCUUCUCGGUCAUCUUCGUCCCUCGUCGCUAAACUCGAUCUCAACCAACAAAUGGUUUUCUUUGAUAAACUUCAAAAUCAUAUCGAUGGGGUUUAGGGCUUAGGGUUUGUUUAUGGUGGCGCUUUGGAGGAGUUCUCGAGUUAACGACCGCUUUGAAGCAUUGGAAGGAAGGUUUGUGCAUGCGGCGAUGGCGUUAGUACUAUCAAGGGUGAACUCUCUCUGCAUAUGGGAUUGGCGUUUUCGAGCAUGGAUUUGAACGAGCACAAGGGUUUGUUUUUGCAUGCGGCGAUGGCGUUAGUACUAUCAAG
Mollisia scopiformis is the source of this 1044-nucleotide messenger RNA. RefSeq lists its product as uncharacterized. Lineage: Eukaryota; Fungi; Ascomycota; Leotiomycetes; Helotiales; Mollisiaceae. The record is from RefSeq and is a predicted model, not a curated record. The transcript has 2 exons. Bases 41 to 736 code for a protein of 231 amino acids.